GACACCAAACUUCGCAAGUUCUUUCUGCGGCGUACAUUCCUGCCACACGGAACGCGAGGGCUAUAUAUAAAGUGAGAAAGUUCCUUUAUUCAAUAAACCAAGAAUCGAUUCGCUCUUUUGCGCUCUUUUGCGUCGAUCGCCGUUCGAAUUUCUUUCCUAAAAUUCUGCUCUCGAUUGCAUCUCGUCGAACGCGCAUUCUUCAGCGUUUACAGAGAUUUGCAUGUUGCAUGUAACCUUACGCGAAAACUGAAGUCGCGAAGAUAGAUCGAUUCUGUGGAAGCAACCCCUGAAAGAGACAUCAGAAUUACUAAGUAACCAUCGGAUCGCCAUGCUAGUUUUACCGUUAAUACCAUUUUUUCUAGCGUCAUGCUCGGUUUUUUUCAGGCUAUAAAAUGCCGGAUAUAUUCAAUCCUACGCCCUCAUACAUAUUCCGCAUGCGGGUAGACACGUUAUUCAUCAACAAAUCAGAAACACGCGUUAAUAGGGAGGGCAACGCCGGCCUGGAGUUCUAUCUGAAGUGUGAGUCGUAUAAUUUGGAUAAUCUAAAAUGUCACAUCCAGAAGACCAUUUCUUAUCUACCGAGCCCUGACUCCAUUCACCAGGUGGAAAAUAACUUUUUCACGCUAUCAUCCCUUCAAUUUACCGGGAUACGUUUCCGAAUGGAAUUCGAUGUUAAAGGAGUAAAGAGUUAUCAUUUUCUUGCGGAAAACGUGGAAAACAAGGAGACUCUGUUGACAAUAUAUCAGACCAUUGGGGAUCAACUGAGCGUCGGUACUGACCUCAGGACAAAGGAUUUUGAAUUCACCGCAAUAGAGAACUCCGUUAUCGGCAAAUGCCCGGCAGAUUACGAUAUCACUACAGUUAAGUCCAUGAAUAAUAACGAAAUUGAGCUGGUCUCCUUUCUUGCGAGCGAGGGUUAUGAGUUGAACGAGCACGAAACGUUCUUUAUUAAAAAAGUAAGACGUGUGAACGAAUGCUACCCGAAGAACAAUUAUAUCCUCGGAAAGAUCUUAUGGGACGACCUCAUAACAUCGAAUGACAUCGUGAGGCUGUCAAAUUCGCGUACUGAAAUGUUGUUUGGUCUGGGCGAAUUCACCAGCGUGACUUUGAAUACGUUUAUGCUCCAUAAUGCAACAAAUGGGAAUGCUGGUGUUGUUCUAGAAACAAUUAGAUUAACAUUGGAUUCAAUAAACUGAAGAACAUCCCAGGAAUAUCAUGUUGAUUUGUUAAAUCAAACGCUGAGGGUUACGCUCAGUGACCUCAAUUUGGCAACGAGCAAAAUUACAUGGAGGACAUAUUUUUAAUUCGUUUUUAAAAUAUUGUUGACAUGCGGCAUUAAACUACAUAAAAUGUUAUAAUUAUUAUAACUACGUAAACAUGAUAUAUAUCUUACUCUUUUAAAUCAAACGCUGAGGGUUACGCUCAGUGACCUCAAUUUGGCAACGAGCAAAAUUACAUGGAGGACAUAUUUUUAAUUCGUUUUUAAAAUAUUGUUGACAUGCGGCAUUAAACUACAUAAAAUGUUAUAAUUAUUAUAACUACGUAAACAUGAUAUAUAUCUUACUCUUUUAUGUCCUUGGUAACUUAUUACUGGCAUAGGUAACGAUAUACAGCGUUUAUGUUUCUAUCUAUUCUUUAAUAAAAUUUAUAAUGUUACCGCUUGAUAA
Molecule: messenger RNA, 1667 nt
Organism: Odontomachus brunneus
Lineage: Eukaryota; Metazoa; Arthropoda; Insecta; Hymenoptera; Formicidae
Exons: 3
Coding region: 393-1196 (267 amino acids)
Biological process (GO): lipid transport
Molecular function (GO): lipid carrier activity
Source: RefSeq, a predicted model, not a curated record